CAAAAAGAAAAGAUUUGCAUCAUUUUCCAUUGACUUGACUAGUCGAAUAGAGGUGUCGAUCCCCUUGGAGGAAAUGAAUACCUAGCUAUAGCUUGUUUUUAAAUUUAGAAGGCAGGCAAAUACGAGAGGUAACAUAUUAUACAAAACAAGCUUGAACAUGACAUCCUCAUCCUCUGUUCUAAUUGCUUCCAUUGUGGCAACAGUCAUAUGGGUUACUAUUCUUACUGCGGCCUUGAUAAUGGUAGCAGUAGCAGAGUCGCAAGAAUCAGAAGCUCAGGCAUUGUUGGAUUGUGGGUGGUGGAAUGACUAUGUUGACAUUGAUGAUCACUGUAGCUGGCCUGGUGUAACAUGCAACCAUGAUAGAAGCGUCAUCGAGAUUAGCCCUCAAAUUUAUUUAAAUUUGGGAGAAAGAUUUACAAAGUUGAACUUUUCUGCCUUCCUCAAUCUUCUUCGGCUUGAUCUUAAUAACCAAGGGCUUAACGGAAGCAUCCCUUCUGGUUUGGGUCAUCUAACCAAACUAACAACACUGUCUCUUGGAAGCAACCAACUUAGUGGAUCCAUUCCACCAGAAAUUGGGAAGCUACAUAAUUUGGUUGUUUUGAAUCUUUCCAGCAACUCUCUCUCAGGUCCAUUAUCUACCAUUUUAGGUCUUUCAUCCGACUUGAAUUACCUAAAUCUUCGGAAAAAUCAUAUCAUUGGUUCUAUCCCCUUGGAAAUAGCAAACUUGAAGAAUCUCAGCUACCUAAAUAUGGGGGGAAACCAAAUUCAUGGUCCCCUACCUCCUACUUUGGGUUUAAUACCUGGAGACAUUGCGAAUGCAGAAUCUUUGAAAUUCUUAAAACUUAUGCGGAACAGGUUUAGUGGAGAGAUACCUUCUGAGCUUGGGAACUUAACAAAUCUAGUUACCUUGGAUCUCAGCCACAAUCGUCUUACAGUGGAGUUGUCCUUAAGCAACAACUGCUUAACUGGAAGCAUCCCCAUUCACGUUGGUCAUCUCUAUAGACUCUCACGAAUUGAUAUUAGCUACAAUUUCAUCGGUGGAAAGAUACCUUCCCAACUUGGGGAUUUACCAAACUUGGAGACCUUGAAUCUUAGUUACAAUAAUCUCUUAGGUCAAAUUCCAAUUACAUUGCUUCAUUUUCCAAAAAGUUCUUUCAUAGGAAAUAAGGGAUUAUAUCAUCGUCAUCUUAGCAACAAAGCGUUGAGGCGUGUUAAAAUUAUUCUUCCCACCACCAUUUCUGUUGUCUUGGUAUCUCUUGCUUUGUUGUUGCUUUCUAGAAGAAAACAUGGAGCUAAAAGUAGGGAAGCAUAUCCAAGUCCAACAAAAAAUGGGGAUAUAUUCUCAAUAUGGAACUUUGAUGGAAGGAUUGCAUAUGAAGAUAUCAUUGAAGCAACUGAGGAUUUUGACAUCAAAUAUUGCAUUGGCACUGGUGGCUAUGGCAGUGUUUAUAGAGCACAAUUGCCAAGUGGCCAAGUAGUCGCUUUGAAGAAACUACAUCGGAGGGAAGUAGAGGAGCCAACCUUUGAUAAGAGUUUCAAGAAUGAGGUUAAGAUGUUGACAGAAAUACGACAUAGGAACAUUGUUAAGCUUCAUGGAUUCUGCCUGCAUAGGAGAUGCAGGUUUUUGGAUCCUGAUUCAUCCAAUUAUACCGUACUUGCUGGCACCUAUGGUUACAUUGCCCCAGAACUUGCCUAUACGAUUGCUAUGAGUGAGAAGUGUGAUGUUUUUAGCUUUGGAGUUGUGGCAUUAGAAGUAUUGAUGGGAAGGCAUCCUGGAGAACUGUUAACAAUGUCAUCAUCACCAUCAUCUUUGCAAAAUGCGAUGCUAAGUGACAUAUUAGAUGUGCGCUUAUCCCCUCCAAGAAGUAGAAAUAUUAUCCAGAAUAUUUUGGUUGCUGCUACACUUGCAUUUGCUUGCUUGCAUGCAAAACCCAAAUCUAGGCCAACAAUGAAAUUUGUGUCUCAACAAUUUGUUGCCCGUCAAAGACGACUCUUGAAGCCUUUUCCAACUAUUUCUCUAUUGGAACUGGUGAAUAGUGAAUUGGAGAUGAAAAAUGGAAUAGAAUCUCAACCAAAGGUUUCUAGUCAUCCAGUCAAGUCUCAUGGUUCUUCUUCAAAUGAAAUUCUUGAUGUCUAAUUCUAGAAGUGAACAGGCUACCUUGUUUUGAUAAGGGAUAGUCAAUAAAAUAACUUCCUCCUUUGGUUAAUAAAAAGAAGUACCCAUA
Messenger RNA from Rubroshorea leprosula, 2225 nucleotides. NCBI's taxonomy places the organism in Eukaryota, Viridiplantae, Streptophyta, Magnoliopsida, Malvales, Dipterocarpaceae. The record is from the annotation of a GenBank genome assembly.